AUGACGUCUCACGACCACUCGAGCAUGUCAGGCAUGUCUGGCAUGUCCGGCAUGUCCGGAAUGGACGGAUCUUCCAACGCAUGCUCCAUGAACAUGCUUGGCAACUGGCAGACCAUCAACACCUGUGUCCUCACCUCGUCGUGGCACAUCAGGACGGAAGCUCAAUUUGCCGGCACGUGCAUCGGCGUGUUUCUGAUCGUCUUCCUCAUCGAGACGGUGCGAAGAUGGAGCCGCGAAUUCGACCGAUGGAUCCUGGAGCGCGCCAUGGUUCAGAGGAGGGAGGCCCGUCGCCGCACACAGCAACUCAAGACGGAGAUGGCCUCGCGUCUUGCCGACGCCGAUCCAUCGCAGGACCGAUCGACCAUGAAGCAGAAGCUGGAACAGCUCGACAGCAUCUUCUUCGGCAUUCCGCAAGACAAGUCCGGAUGCCGCCAAGCGGCACUCGACUCGAUGCGCUUCCGUCCCCAGAUGUGGCAGCAACUGCUGCGCUCGCUCUUGUACGGUGUGCAAUUCACUGGCGCUUAUUUGAUCAUGCUGAUCGCCAUGACGUUCAACGGCUACAUCAUCAUCGCGAUUGUGCUCGGAGGGAUUUUCGGUCACUUCUUUUCGACGUGGGAUACCCUGGGAUCUUCACAUGUGGUUGACAUCGACACGCUCGGCCUGCCAUCGGAAGGCGGAGCUGUCGUUGCGCAGUCGGACGACGCGGCAGCUCCGUGCUGCCAGACCGGGGCUGGCAAGGACUCUGCGAGCCUGUCGAGCGUCUCGGACGAGGCGAAUCACGCCAAGCAACACGUCGUCGCCCUACCGCAGCAUGUGACUGUUGCAGUGCCACUUGCAUCCACAGUCACAAGUUCCAAGGACGAGGAACGCGUGCUGUUCGUCUCGCCACCAACUCCUCAGCCGAGCUUUGAGAUCGCCAUGGUCUCUUCCACUCCAUCUUCUCCAGCUGCGGCUGCGGCUGCGGCUGCGGCGUCGACAUCGGCUUCGACAACAGCAUCGAGCGAAGCGGUCGAUGACAAGACCGAUGUGGCGCCGUCCACCGAGCCCAGCGCGGCUCAUGAUAGCUCGGAAGGCACGAAACAAGCGCUUGACAACGAAAGGGAGACAUCCUCAUCUUCGCUCGCCGAUGCGAUAGAUGAACUCGCUGUGAACGAGUCAGACCCGGAUGUCGGAGGAUCCGAAGCAGUAGCCACCGCAGACAGCGAACGGGUCUCGGGAUCAGCACCACAGCUCGAACAUCAAACAUCGGAAGACACUGACAGAGCAGGUGAUCCGGCUACAAACAGCUCCACCGAUGCCGCGCAAGCCGAAGAUACCGUCGACACGCCCAUCACCGCCGACAAGCCUCACGCAACGGCCAGCGCUGCCGACAACGAUGCGACGACCAGCUCGCCGACCCAACAGCCGGACGAAGAGACGCACGCUGAUGCGCCGACCCCAUCUGCACCGUCUGCGUCGACAUUCGAUACACACGAUUCAGCCGAGGUCGAGGAGAAAGCCAAUCUGGCCGAGACCUCGACAGAACCAUCGGCUGGUACCGAGAAGGGAUCAGUCUCGUCAGGCGAGCCGAGCUUGCCACCUCCACCACCAUCCGAAAAAGACAUGCCUCCGGCCCCUGUUCCGAAAGAAGCAGCGAAGAUGUCAGCGGAGGACAGGGCCGCAGAAGCAGCCUCGCCUUCGACGCCGGCAGCUGCAGGGAUCGGACGAUCAGAGAGAGCAGCGCUAGCAGACCCCGAGAGCGUGGCAGCCGUCGCGCAUGCCUUCGGUCGAGACUCUCCAGCGCUGCGCUCGUCAACAGACACGCCGAAGCGUGUUGCAACGCCAGUCGAGCCAACGAGCAUCAGCAAACCCUCGCAAAGCAGCGGCGCCGACGUCGAUGCGGCCAAAAGCACAGCCACAGAACCAUCAGAUCAACCGCAGCCCGCUCGAGCUCCGCGCCCUGACCCCGAUGCCGAGUCCGAAAAGACUCCGAGUCAGGACAGCAGCGCCUCGCGCGGUGGCAUCAAGAUCGGCAAGGGACCACCGCCUGCAACCCAGGCAAGCGAAGAACUGCCGUUCGACUUCAAUCGCUUCUUGGAGCAGAUGAAACAUCGCAGCGCUCAGCCUGUCGCCGAGUACGUCCGCAGCUUCAUCAAAGGAUUUGCCAAGAAGCCGUACCGCACGCAGGACCAGAUCAAGCUCAUCUUUGACUUUCUCGACUUCAUCGCCGCGAGGAUGCGCGAAUGCGAUGUGUGGAGGAGCCUCGGCGAGACCGACUUCGAGAACGCCAAGGAGGCCAUGGAGAAGCUCGUGAUGAACCGCCUCUAUCCGUACACCUUUACCCCUGCGGUCCAGAAGGAAGGUCGCUGGGCGGUGCAGACCGACGACUUGGAGCGGGACCGGGUGCUGCAGCAGCGCAUCGCCCUGUUCGGCUGGCUCAAGGAGGAGCACCUCGACGUGCCUGUCGGCGACCACUCGCGCGGGUUUAUCGAGUUCUCGAUCCAGGAGCUUCUCAAGAUCAACCAUUACAAGGCACCCCGCGACAAGCUCAUCUGCAUCCUCAACUGCUGCAAGGUCAUCUUUGGCAUGAUCCGCCACCUGUCGACGCAGGAGAAUGCAGACACGUUCAUCCCCGUGCUCAUCUUUGUCGUCCUCAAGGCGAAUCCGGAGCACCUCAUCUCCAACGUCGAGUACAUCAGCCGCUUCCGCAAUCCGGACCGCCUCUCGAGCGAGUCGGGCUACUACCUGUCGAGCUUGAUGGGAGCGAUCGCUUUCAUCGAGACCAUGGACUACACGUCGUUGAGCAACAUCACGCAGGACGAGUUCGAGAAACGAGUCGAGGAGGCCGUCUCUUCGCUACCGGAGCCCGAGCCGUCUAUCGCUGCGAUGGACUCUCUGCGCGCCCAGCCGUCGACGCCGCCGCCAAGAGGCCUGCAGCCCGGCUUCGGCGGCUCCGAGCAUCAGCGCAGCGUGAGCGGCGUCAGCGUGUCGGCGCCGUCUGGACCCGGCGAAGAGGCUGCCAAGGCGCUGCCGUUUACGCCGAUGGCCGCCUCGCUCGCCGACGACACGCGCGCCUUCUUCCUGCGAACCGGCGAAGCGGCGCGCACGGGGCUCAGUCGACCCAUGGGUGCGCUCGGCCGACUGAUCAACGAAGGAAUCGAGGGCAUCCGAACGCCCAGCAGCAGCAACAACGAGAGCGGCGCAUCGACCGAGAGGCACAACUCGCCGGCCCUGGGCUCGGGUCCCGGCUCGGCCAGCAUGACGCAGUCGACGUCGCGAUCCAAGCUUUUCGGCGGGCUGUUCGGAUCGCUCGACACCCCGGACGUUGCGGCGCAGGAGCGUGCACGCUCGGCGGGCUAUCCCGGUCAGCAAGGUGGACGGCGCCCGGCGACGCUUCUGGACGACGAGCCACAGACGCCUUCGACGGGCGACCUUGCGCAGGAUGGCUUUCAUCCGUACCAAGCCGGCGGCGCAGGAGGCGUGUUGGCUGCGCCGCCUCGACUGGUACCGCGACCUAACAUGCCGCAGCGCAACUACUCGAUCGACGAAGCCAUGUUUGACGACGAGUCGGCGGGCCGACGCAACCUGAUGGCCGCUUCCGCAGGCUCGAGGGCGGGUCGGAACGACGCCGACUACCUGGAUUCGGAUGACGAAGAGGAUCGUAUGGGUGGAUCUCACGCGAACCGUGGAGCUCCCAAUGCGGCCGCCGCCGAGUACAUGCGCCGUCGUAUGCAGAUGCAGCAAGAUUUUGGCCCGGGCGUCAACGCUGAGCUGCCGUCGACGCCGUCUCGCCGCGCGGGAUACGAAGGCAUGGACCCGAGCCAGCUUCAGCCUGGCCGACGCGAGGAGGUGGCCAUGGAGAACGCGCAGACCGAGCAGGCGAUCCAGCGCUCGCUCAUGGACCAGAAUCGGCUCGAGGCGAUGCAGGCGGACGAGGCAGCGCAGAACUCGGCGAGCAUGGAGACGCUCAAGUCGAUCUUCCCCAGCAUGGACGAUGGCUUGAUCCAGAUGGUGCUGCAGGGCUGCGAAAACAACGUCGAGACGGCCAUCGACCGGCUGCUCGAGAUGCAGUGA
Messenger RNA from Moesziomyces antarcticus, 4053 nucleotides. RefSeq lists its product as uncharacterized. Gene Ontology annotation, biological process: copper ion transmembrane transport; vesicle-mediated transport. The transcript is spliced from 5 exons. Gene Ontology annotation, cellular component: endocytic vesicle; membrane; cytosol. Gene Ontology annotation, molecular function: ubiquitin binding; guanyl-nucleotide exchange factor activity; small GTPase binding. The record is from RefSeq and is a predicted model, not a curated record. Bases 1 to 4053 code for a protein of 1350 amino acids. NCBI's taxonomy places the organism in Eukaryota, Fungi, Basidiomycota, Ustilaginomycetes, Ustilaginales, Ustilaginaceae.